Molecule: messenger RNA, 8555 nt
Organism: Chanos chanos (milkfish)
Lineage: Eukaryota; Metazoa; Chordata; Actinopteri; Gonorynchiformes; Chanidae
Gene: ankhd1
Product: ankyrin repeat and KH domain containing 1
Exons: 34
Coding region: 88-8013 (2641 amino acids)
Biological process (GO): innate immune response
Cellular component (GO): cytoplasm
Molecular function (GO): RNA binding; protein binding
Source: RefSeq, a predicted model, not a curated record
AAACGUAAUUAUUUUAAAGCAAUAUAACCCCAAAGAACGUGAAAAGAAAACGUUACCUUUACAAAUAUAUAUAUAUCUUAGGGAAGUAUGCAGGAUGCAGUAGCUGGGACGGCAAUGCUGACGGACGGCUUCGAGGACGAGAUUGACUCGGUGACUCCGCGCUCCCAAGCGUUAGGGAUGGGGGUUGGAGCUACACCAGGAGCCGGACUCGGAGGCCUCGGGAUUGGUGUCGGCGGAAAAAAAGUACGCUUGUUUGGCGAGGCUGGUGGGCCUGCCGCAGACAGACUUGAUUUCAAACUUGCUGCCGCAGCAGUGCUUUCCUCAGGCCCAGGAUCCGGCAGCGACGAGGAUGAGGUAUCAGAGGUGGAGUCAUUCAUACUAGACCAGGAGGACCUGGAUAACCCUGUGCUAAAGACAGCGUCAGAGUUGCUAUUGUCAAGCGCUGCAGACGGAGCGGACCUCAGGACUGUAGACCCAGAAACACAAGCCCGACUAGAGGCACUUUUAGAGGCUGCAGGCAUUGGUAAACUGUCCACUGCCGAUGGUAAAGCCUUUGCAGAUCCAGAGGUGCUGCGACGUCUGACGUCGUCGGUGAGCUGCGCGUUGGACGAAGCCGCCGCCGCCCUCACACGAAUGAGGGCCGAAAACACACUCAACGCCAGCCAGGCAGACAAUCUGGUUAUUUUUAGCCGUAGCCUGGCGGAGGCCUGCUCAGACGGCGACGUGAACGCAGUGAGGAAGCUGCUGGACGAGGGGCGAAGCGUCAAUGAGCACACAGAAGAAGGGGAGAGCCUCCUAUGUCUGGCCUGUUCUGCGGGAUACUACGAACUGGCACAGGUCUUGCUUGCCAUGCACGCUAACGUAGAGGACAGAGGCAUCAAAGGUGAUAUCACGCCCCUGAUGGCUGCGGCUAGUGGCGGCUACGUAGACAUAGUCAAGCUGCUCUUGGUACAUGGUGCCGACGUCAACGCACAGUCAUCCACAGGAAACACAGCUCUGACGUACGCGUGUGCAGGAGGCUUCCUUGACGUAGUGAAAGUGUUGCUGAAAGAGGGUGCCAACAUCGAGGAUCACAACGAGAACGGUCACACGCCGCUGAUGGAGGCGGCCAGCGCCGGGCAUGUGGAGGUGGCUCGCGUGCUCCUGGAGUACGGCGCUGGCAUCAACACACACUCCAACGAGUUUAAGGAGAGCGCGCUCACGCUGGCCUGUUAUAAAGGACACUUGGACAUGGUGCGUUUCCUGCUGGAGGCUGGAGCAGACCAGGAGCAUAAGACAGAUGAGAUGCACACAGCACUCAUGGAGGCGUGCAUGGAUGGGCAUGUAGAGGUUGCUAGGCUGCUGUUGGACAGUGGGGCACAGGUAAACAUGCCCGCCGACUCAUUUGAGUCUCCACUGACCCUGGCAGCAUGCGGGGGUCACGUGGAACUGGCGGCUCUCCUGAUCGAGAGAGGGGCCAACCUGGAGGAGGUGAAUGACGAGGGGUACACGCCCCUGAUGGAGGCCGCACGGGAGGGGCAUGAGGAGAUGGUCGCGCUGCUUCUGGCACAAGGUGCAAACAUUAACGCUCAGACCGAGGAGACGCAGGAGACGGCUUUAACCCUGGCCUGUUGCGGAGGCUUCCUAGAGGUAGCUGAUUUUCUGAUUAAAGCUGGGGCGGACAUCGAGCUGGGCUGCUCUACGCCUCUAAUGGAGGCUGCGCAGGAGGGGCACCUAGAGUUGGUCAAAUACUUGCUUGCAGCAGGAGCCAAUGUCCACGCUACCACGGCAACGGGAGACACGGCACUGACGUACGCCUGUGAGAACGGACACACAGACGUGGCGGACGUGCUGCUGCAGACGGGAGCGGAUCUGGAACACGAGUCAGAAGGAGGAAGGACUCCUCUGAUGAAAGCAGCCAGAGCAGGACACUUGUGUACUGUACAAUUCCUCAUCAGCAAAGGUGCUAAUGUGAACAGAGCCACGGCCAACAACGAUCACACGGUGGUGUCUCUGGCCUGCGCCGGGGGCCACUUGGCCGUGGUGGAGCUGCUGCUGGCUCACGGGGCAGACCCUACUCACAGACUGAAGGACGGCUCCACGAUGCUGAUCGAAGCUGCUAAGGGCGGUCACACUAAUGUUGUGUCCUACCUGCUCGACUACCCAAACAACAUCCUGUCUGUCCCCGCACCUGACCUAUCUCAGCUCACUCCCCCCUCCCACGACACCUCACAGGCCCCUCGUGUCCCAUUCCAAGCCCUGGCCAUGGUGGUGCCCCCGCAGGAGCCAGACAGAGUGCCCUCCACCAUCACUACCCCUCCACCUGUCACAACUAAAGGUGUGUCGAAGCAGAGGCUAAGUCCUCUGCAGGGCAACGCUGUAGCUACAGGCGGGCUGGAGGCCGAAAUGCUUCCGCCCUUCCAUCCCUACCAGCCGCUGGAGUGCAUCGUAGAGGAGACGGAGGGGAAGCUGAACGAGCUGGGUCAGCGGAUCAGCGCCAUCGAGAAGGCCCAGCUACAGUCGCUGGAGCUCAUCCAGGGCGAGCCACUCACCAAAGACAAGAUAGAGGAGCUGAAGAAGAGCCGCGAGGAGCAGGUGCAGAAAAAGAAGAAGAUCCUCAAAGAGCUGCAGAAGGUGGAGCGGCAGCUACAGCUCAAAACGCAGCAGCAGUUCACCAAAGAGUACAUGGAGGCCAAGGGCCUUAAGGAGGAACCGGGCCAGACACCAUCAGGGGGAAUGGAAGCUCCCAGAAUGCUGUUGCCCCUCCAGGCUGCGCAGCUGGGUUCCGACAUGGACGGUGAGGGUAACCAUCACAAAGAGGACCACCAGCCCUCUCCGGCGGAGGAGGAGGAGGACGACGAAGACGAGGAGGACGAGGCGGAUGCCGACUACGCCAAACUGCCUCAGGUGGACACGAUCCUCUACCGCGAGGCAGUGCCUUCCCCUCCGCCCCCGCCUCCCCAAACCCAGUCUCUGCAGGGCCCCCCUCCACCCCCCUCGACACUGCAGGCCAGUUUCGUUCCCAUCCAGCCUCUGGCCACGCAGCAGUCCACGGACUUCGGCAGCGGUGAAUACGGAGGUGGUGGUGGUGGAGGUGGUGGUGGCAGCAGUCCAGACCUGCAGAGGGUAAUGCUGGGCCAGCCGCUAACAGGGUUAGGGUCAGGCCUCCUCACGCAGGCCCCCGACGGCCUCAUGGUGGCCACGCCCGCACAGACGCUCACCGACACACUGGACGACAUCAUGGCAGCAGCGGUGAGCAGCAGAGUGCCUAUGUUAAACCCAACAACCUCACCUACGCCUCAGCCCUCCGCACAGACGCCCAUGAGCACUGUCUCCCCGCCCUCCAUGCUCCCGCUCUACCCUUCCGUUGACAUCGAUGCACACACGGAGAGUAAUCAUGACACGGCUCUGACACUAGCCUGUGCUGGUGGCCAUGAGGAGCUUGUAUCAGUGCUCAUCGCACGCGGGGCCAACAUUGAGCACCGGGAUAAGAAAGGUUUCACUCCCCUGAUCCUAGCUGCCACUGCGGGUCAUGUUGGUGUGGUAGAGAUCCUUCUGGAUAAAGGAGGAGAUAUUGAAGCCCAGUCUGAGAGGACUAAAGACACACCUCUUUCUCUGGCUUGUUCUGGAGGAAGACAAGAGGUGGUGGAGCUUUUGCUGCUUCGUGGGGCCAACAAAGAGCAUCGCAAUGUGUCCGACUACACCCCGCUCAGCUUGGCUGCGUCAGGGGGCUAUGUCAACAUAAUCAAAAUCCUUCUGAACGCUGGCGCGGAGAUCAACUCCAGGACUGGCAGUAAACUGGGCAUCUCUCCUUUGAUGCUGGCUGCUAUGAACGGGCAUGUGCCGGCGGUCAAGCUGCUGCUGGACAUGGGCUCAGACAUCAACGCCCAGAUUGAGACCAACCGCAACACGGCGUUGACGCUUGCCUGUUUCCAAGGCCGGGCCGAGGUGGUCAGUCUGCUGCUGGACCGCAAGGCUAACGUGGAGCACCGUGCCAAGACUGGACUCACCCCUCUCAUGGAGGCUGCAUCUGGUGGUUAUGCUGAGGUCGGCCGUGUGCUGCUGGAUAAAGGCGCAGAUGUCAACGCCCCUCCCGUCCCCUCCUCCAGAGACACUGCGCUCACUAUUGCUGCAGACAAGGGUCACUACAAGUUCUGUGAGCUGCUCAUCAACAGAGGGGCUCACAUUGACGUGCGUAAUAAGAAGGGGAACACGCCUCUGUGGCUGGCCGCUAACGGAGGCCACUUUGACGUCGUACAACUUCUGGUGCAGGCCGGAGCCGACGUGGACGCAGCUGAUAACCGCAAGAUCACCCCACUCAUGGCUGCAUUCCGCAAGGGCCAUGUGAAAGUGGUGCAAUACUUGGUGAAGGAAGUGAACCAGUUUCCCUCAGACAUCGAAUGCAUGAGAUACAUCGCCACGAUCGCAGAUAAGGAGCUGCUGAAAAAGUGUCACCAGUGCAUGGAGACCAUUGUCAAAGCCAAAGACCAGCAGGCAGCUGAGGCCAACAAGAACGCCAGUAUCCUGCUCAAAGAGCUUGAUCUGGAGAAGUCCCGAGAGGAGAGUAAGAAACAGGCCCUGGCAGCGAAACGUGAGAAACGCAAGGAGAAACGCAAGAAGAAGAAAGAGGAGCAGAAGAGGAAGCUGGAGGAGGAAGAGGCAAAAGUCAAAGAAGUGUCUUCUGAGAUGCUUGACCAAGAGAAAGAUUCUGCUGAAGAGGUGGAGGUCCCCAUUGAACCUCCGAGUGCCACUACUACCACCACCAUCGGCAUCUCUGCCAAUUCCACCACCUUCUCCUUUCCUGGCAAGAAAAGAGCUAACGUGGCCACCACGCCCAGUACCAACCGUAAGAACAAAAAGAACAAGACAAAGGACUCCCCGAGCGAACCCAUCAUCCUACAGGACCCGCAGGUGGCGCUGGCACAGCAGAAAGCCGAUAAAAACAAGAUCCACGGUGAGCCGCGGGGCGGCGGAGCACCAAGUGGAAACAGUGAUUCGGACAAUCUGGACAGCGCUGACUGCAACAGCGAGAGCAGCAGUGGCAGCAAAAGCCAGGAACCAGUCGACCUACCUUCCUCUUCCUCUUCAUCCUCCUCCUCUUCGGCCAGCAGGCCAGACGCGGGUCACACCCAGCCUGCCACUGAGAAAAGACAGGGCCCUACGCUGCAGUGCUCCAGGGAGGAGAAGGUCACAGUGUCCAUUUCCAAACCUCAGCAGAAAGCUCACGACAGCUCUGGCGACUUGACCCCCAGUUCCCUACCCUCUUCGUUCAAGACCAUUUCACUGCCUGUCACCUCACCCAACAGUAAGAUGAACCUCACCAGCCCUAAGAGAGGUCAGAAGAGAGAGGAAGGCUGGAAAGAAGUGGUGCGGAGGUCCAAGAAACUUUCAGUCCCUGCAUCUGUGGUGUCCCGGAUUAUGGGUAGAGGUGGCUGCAAUAUCACAGCCAUUCAAGACGUGACAGGAGCCCACAUCGACGUUGACAAACAGAAGGAUAAAAACGGGGAAAGGAUGAUCACAAUCAGAGGGGGUACUGAGUCAACGCGCCACGCGGUACAGUUGAUUAAUGCUUUGAUCCAGGACCCUGCCAAAGAGCUAGAGGACCUGAUCCCUCGCAACCACAUCCGCCCACCCGGCACCAACACCAAAAUCGGCUCCACCUACACCACCUCCACUGGGGCGACCAGCACCACCGCCGCGGGCUCCAAGGGCCUGCCCUCCGUCGUUCCCUCCUCCAGCGUCUCCUUCCAGGCCUCCUCCUCCUCCACAGCUCAGCAGGCGGGCAAACUGGGCAAGAACAUGGCGCCAGGUGUCCGGCCUCCGUUCGUCUCACUGCCCUUGGGUUUCGCUCACCCUCAGUUAGCUCUGCUGGCCGCCCAGACCAUGCACCAGAUCAGGCACCCUCGUCUGCCCAUGGCUCAGUUUGGUGGCACUUUCUCGCCCUCGCCCAACACGUGGGGUCCUUUCCCCGUACGGCCCGUGAGUCCCAGCAGCGCCAACAGCUCCCCCAAGCACAGUGGGAGUGCUGCUGUGUCCCGGCCAACCAAUGCUUCAGCCACCCACCCAGAGCAUCCGACCCCAACCACCAGCACCACCACCGCCCCCUCCUCCACAGCCUCGCCCUCCAGCACUGCGCCCACGGGUGUGCCCACACCCUCAUCGGUCAGAAAGCAGCUCUUUUCCUCAGAGCCCAAAUCAGGCAGCAUGCCCGCUGUUACCACCGCUGCCACCAGCAGCAGUGUCCCCACAGCACAGGCUGCUCCUACCCCCAUGAGCUCUAACCCUCCAACUACGCCUUCCACGCCUCCUCCUCCACCUGCUCCCAUCGCUCCACCCUCUCAACAACCCGCCUCCAGCAAACUGGAGUCUUCAGCUAACGUCACGCCCGCUAAGGAGAAGCCCGUUGCUGAUUUGGCCACAUCUGCCAUGAGCGCCACGUCAGAGGGCCCCAGUCCCGCAGCCGCACCCCUGCACUUCCCGGCGUCUCCUUCCGCUCAGCCGUCACUGCCCGCUCAGUCCGAGAGCCGGCAGCAGCUGCCCCUGCCAUUCCCCUCCGGCACCACGGAGCCCAGCUCCACUGUGACUCAGACCUGCUCCAGCCUGCCCGUGUCCCGCCCAGCGCCCACCGCCAGCACUGCCCUCACCAACACCAGCAGCACCUUACCUCACUAUGCCAUGCCCGGGCCCGGGGUCUCCCCUCGCAUGCAGCCCCCGGCCCCUUACUACCCCGUGGCACCAGGAGCUCCUCUGCAGGAGCUGCAGCAGUCUGUCUUUGUGCCACCAGCUGGUGGAGCGUCCUCCCAAGAGCCUCUUAAACAGCCGCAGCUCCAACAGCAGCAGCCGCCUCAGUCUGGCUUGGCUGCUACUGGCAUGGCCUCAUCAUCUCUGCAGAUGUCUUCCAACAUGGGCAUCAUAAACGGCUCCCAGGUCCACCUGCACGGAGGCAAGGCUCAGCUGCAGCCUGGCUACAGCCCCACUGGUCUCUUUAACCCCUUUACCAGUAUGUUUGACAACCCGUCAGGAAACAGCCAGGUCUGGGGAGCAUGUCAUUUGCCUACACGAACCCCACCUGAGCAGUCCUAUAGUGCCCCACCAGCCUACAUGGGGGGAAUUGGGCAAGUGGAGAGCAUCUUGCCCCCUCCAGAUGGUUCAAAGGCUCCAGGAUAUCGCUGCCCCUCCCAGAGGAUGGUGUCCAGCCCCAUUGGAAUGCAUCCAAUGGACUCCACGGGAAAUUCCAUCUCUUCAUCCACGGCACUCACCAGCUUUGCCCCGAGUAUCUCUGGAAGUCCAGUGUUCCUGCAAGGCCCGAACCCUGUGGGCACGCCCUCCUUCAGCCGCCAGCACUUCUCCCCUCACCCUUGGAGCGCCUCCACAUCCUGCGAGUCUCCGGUGCCCUCUGUGUCAUCCGGGGCCUCCUCUCCUCUCUGCACAUCCACUGUUACCCCGGCACUGAUCCAGGCCAAGCCCAGCAGCUCUAGCCAGCAGGACCGCAAAGUUCCGCCACCCAUCGGCACCGAGCGCCUGGCCCGUAUCCGCCAGACAGGUUCCGUUAACCACACCAUGCUACCUACCAGCUACACCCCACCUGUUGGACAGGGUGGUAUCUGGUCUUUCGGUGUUGGCAGUGCCUCCGAAGCGAUGUCAGGCUGGUCUCAGCCAUUAAUGGGUGGACACAUGAUGCACCAGCAGCUUCAGGAACAGUCUGCAUUUUCCCAGCACCAAGCCAUGGAGCGUGAUGAUACUGGCAUUGUGGCCCCAUCCAACACCUUCCACCAGCCCGUGCCCACCAACUUCAUGGAUUUCCCAAAGGGUCUGCCCAUGUCGAUGUACGGUGGGACAAUGAUUCCUCCUCACCCUCCAAUGGCAGAGGGUCCUGGAGCUCCCAUGUACAACGGAAUUCACACAACAGACCCUGCCUGGAACCCCAUCCUAAAAGUCGUCCCCAACUCGGCCGAGAACUCAGACCCACAGCAGGUAUGGCCAGGGACUUGGGCCCCGCAUGUGGGAAACGUGCACCUGAAUCAUGUCAACUAAACACAAACAUAGCGAUCGAGCCAUAGGACCAGUAACAAGAAACACAUUUAAAAAAAAAAGAAAAGAACAAGAUAAUUACCUGAUUACAAAGAUGUUAACCUAGUUGUGUCCCCUAAAAAGAAACUUCAAAAAAAAAAAGGUUAUGAAAUUUGAAAGUCGGACACCUUUGAUGUGCCUAACUCAAAAGAAGAAUCCAGUGUGGGCUUAAGCGUGUUUACCACUGUCUAUGAACAAAUGGAUUGCCUGUUCAACAGGAUACAUUCUGAGUAGUAUAGCCAUUUUGACAUUAAAGCCCCAUUAAGUGUUCUUGGUCAGCAGGGCUCUAUAGGACUGUGCGCUAUUUAUACACGGCCAAGAACUAGUUGAUUACAUUAAAGAGAGAAAUCAGACCUUUUAGAGUGGUAAAUACAUGUAUAAUUGUUUACAUACUGAAAAAGGGUUGAAAUGAGAGUAAAUUUCAUGUCGUAUAGUGGCUCUACUUUAUGUAGCCUGUAUUAAUGUGAAAUAUUUACCUUAAUAUUCAAUAAAAAGUUAAAAAUGUA